Paramisgurnus dabryanus is the source of this 3907-nucleotide messenger RNA. It is a transcript of the gene rtel1, whose product is annotated as regulator of telomere elongation helicase 1. The record is from RefSeq and is a predicted model, not a curated record. Gene Ontology annotation, biological process: regulation of double-strand break repair via homologous recombination; DNA repair; DNA recombination. Gene Ontology annotation, molecular function: ATP binding; DNA helicase activity; DNA binding. Gene Ontology annotation, cellular component: nucleus. Lineage: Eukaryota; Metazoa; Chordata; Actinopteri; Cypriniformes; Cobitidae.
ACAUCUCGAGAGACUCACAAUCAGCUACAACAGAAGGACAGUAAAACUUCUGGCGCGCCAGCGCGGUUGUCAGAUUGUAUGAAUAUAGUUUUGGUACAUGUUAUAUCGUUUUAUGGAUCAGAAUCGAUCGCUAUGAACUGUUUGUUUGUGAAAUAUCGCUGAAGGACCGUGAGAAUAGCUGUACUGAACAGAUUGACGUGCUAUUGCAGUGCUGUAGUUUUUGGUGGAAAAUGCCUCUUCUUAAAAUCAAAGAUGUCAAUGUGAACUUUCCUUUCACUCCGUAUCCAUGCCAGGUGGACUACAUGAGUAAAGUCAUCGAAUGCCUGCAAAAAAAAGUGAAUGGAGUUCUUGAAAGUCCUACGGGAACAGGUAAAACACUCUGUCUACUCUGUGCGACCCUCGGAUGGAAAGACAACUUCAAAGACACCAUCUCUGCCCGCAAGAUUGCAGAGAGAAUGGGAGGAGCUGAGAUGUUCCCAGACAGACAAAUGUCAUCAUGGGGAACAUCAAGCACAGACGGAGACACACCAACUUAUUACACGGAUAUCCCCAAGAUCAUAUAUGCAUCCAGGACUCAUUCCCAGCUAACACAGGUUAUAGCUGAACUGAAGAACACAUCGUACAGGCCGAAGAUUUGUGUUUUAGGAUCUAGAGAACAACUUUGCAUAAACCCGGAGGUUAUGAAACAUGAGAGCAACCACAUUAAGGUCCACAUGUGCAGAGCUAAAGUGUCAACUCGCACCUGUCACUUUUACAACAAUGUUGAUGAGAAAAGCACUGACAAGGAUAUCAUGAAUUCUAUUCUGGAUGUGGAGGAUCUAGUAAAAACAGGCAAAAAACAAAGAGUUUGUCCAUACUACCUCUCCCGAUCAAUCAAACAACAUGCCGAUAUCAUCUUCAUGCCCUACAACUACCUGCUUGACCCAAAGAGUCGAAGAGCACACAACAUUGAACUGAAAGGAGCUGUGGUUAUUUUUGAUGAGGCUCAUAAUGUCGAGAAAAUGUGUGAAGAGUCCACAUCAUUUGACCUCACCCCAUAUGAUAUGAUAUCUGCCAUUGACGCUGUGGACCGGCUCCUGCGAGAAGAGGCAUCAGAAAUCAGCAAAGCAGAUUUAGUUGAGGAUUUCAAUGUGGAGUCACAUAACUCUGGAUUAAAACUGGACAUUAAUUCGAUUGCAAAAGUAAAACAAGUUUUGAUGGAUCUGGAAUCAUCCAUUAAUGGUUUUGAGAUGCCAGCAAAUAAUCAAGGAGUAACCAAACCUGGCAGCUUUAUUUAUGAGCUGUUUCAAAUGGCUCAUGUGAACUAUAAGACUAAGACCGCUGUAGUGGAGGCCAUGGAGCAGAUUACAGGAUAUUUAGCAGGAAAGCCUGGUGUCUUCCUGAAUACCAGCGGACUCCAGAAGAUUACAGAUAUAAUCCAGUUGGUGUUUGCAGCAGACCCUGCAGAGGGCAGCGAAAAACCACAGACAGAAAAAAACAUGAAGGAGUUUAAGGUCCACAUUCAUCCAGACACCAGCAGCUUCAAGAAGAAACAAAAUACUGAUGUAUGGGCUUCAUCUUCCUCCAGGAAACAAGGGAAUGUUCUGAGUUACUGGUGUUUCUCUCCGGGCUUCAGCAUGCAGGAUUUACUCAGACAGGAAGUACGCUGCAUCAUUCUGACCAGUGGAACACUCUCGCCGCUUUCAUCAUUCACCUGUGAAAUGCAAAUACCCUUUCCCGUAUCCCUGGAGAAUCCUCACGUCAUCCAGCGCGAUCAGAUCUUUGUCAGCAUCAUUGAUAAAGGCCCAGACGGAGUGAAGUUGAGCACAGCCUUUGAGAGAAGGUUUGUUCCUGAAAACAUGUCGUCUAUGGGAAACACUCUUGUCAAUCUGACUCGGGUGGUUCCUCACGGACUGCUGGUGUUCUUCCCAUCAUAUCCGGUCAUGGACAAAACUAUAGAGUUCUGGAGGGCUAAUGGACAUGCAGAUCGCAUUGAGAAUAUAAAGCCCAUGUUUAUAGAACCGAGGGGUAAAGGCACUUUCACCGAGAUUAUUGAUGGUUACUAUGACAAAGUGAAUGACCCGAAAUCUAAUGGAGGAAGCUUCUUCGCUGUGUGUAGAGGAAAGGCAAGCGAAGGGCUGGAUUUUGCUGACACGUACGGUCGAGGGGUCGUGAUCACCGGACUUCCUUUCCCUCCCAGAAUGGAUCCCAAAGUGGUGCUUAAAAUGCAGUAUCUGGACGAAAUGUGCAGAAAUAAAGUUGCCGGAGUGAAGUAUCUGUCUGGGCAGGAGUGGUACAGACAGCAGGCAUCUCGAGCUGUCAAUCAAGCCAUUGGCAGAGUAAUCCGCCACAGAGAAGACUAUGGUGCCAUCUUUCUCUGUGACUACAGGUUUAAGGGCAGCGAAGCACGCAAUCAGCUUCCUUCAUGGGUGAGGCCGUACGUAAGGAUUUACGAUAGCUUCGGUACCAUGGUCCGCGACGCGGCUCAUUUCUUUCGGACCGCACAGAAAACCAGACCAGCGCCUGUGAAAAAAGAAAAAACUGAUGGAUGCCAGAGUCAGGGUUCGACAGACGUGAGCUCAUCGGCUGCAGGUUUAAGUCGUCCUACUAUGAAUGGCUGGCUUAGUGAUCCCUCACAAAAAGCCAAAGCACUAGACUCGCACGUCCCCAGUCUAAAGAGGAGAAGAUUUGAAGAGCAUUCUGGACGUGAUGGAGCAGCCAAACUUUGCAUUCAGUAUGAGAUGGAGAUGACAAGUAAGAGGAAACCAGUCAGCCUGCUGGACGCCCUGGAUGACACCGGCAACAACGAAGAGACAGAAGAUGGCAUGGUUGGGGAAGAAAGGGCGAGUUGGUUAUCUACGCUCUCUCUUCAGCAUGACAAACGUCUAGAUGAUGAAUCGAGGGGUGGGAAACGGAAAAUUAAAGUAGUUCAAGAAGGGAGAACAGUGGUUCCCUGUACAGCAAAGACUGGCAAGGACUUCAUGUUGGAGCUGAGAAAAUGCCUGAGUCAUGAGAACUUCAAGAUUAUCAUGGAGGCGCUACAGACGUACAAAGCAACAGAUGACCUAACUGUCCUUUUGACUAAUGUGGCUGAACCCCUUAUACAAGACCCCAACACACACAGUCUGUUUAGAGGUCUGUACCAGUUCAUACGACCACACCAUAAGAAAGAGUUUGAUGAGCGUUGCCGCGAGUUAACCGGUGAAGGCUGUGGCUAUAAACCAGAGCACUCGCUCUCUAGAGAGGAGAGAGAGGCUCUUAGAAACAACACGGGUAAAGUUGAAACAACAAAUGCAACCUGCAAGCAGCUGGAUUCAAGUCAACAGCUAAACCAAGGUGGUUCUCACCUGGGAACCGUUGAACUGAAUGGAGGGGCGAGUAAAACUGGAGUGAAUGUAGGAAAUGAAGACCAGAAGACACAGACAUCUAUAAAAGAUGGCCAGUCCUGCUCGUCCCUGCUGUCAGACAUAAGACAGACCAUUGGUGUAGAGAAAACCCGUCAUAUGUUUUUAGCCUUGGACGCGUACAAAAAGACAAGCAAUUAUGAACAGAUGGUGUCAACCGUUGUGAGUUUAUUGACUGAGAGAGAUCAGGAUAUCAAACUACUAACAAAGUUGACUGUCAUCAUUCGACCACAGCACAGGACGCAGUUUGAUGAGUUGUUGAAAUCUUUGACCGGAAACGACUCUAACACAAACCAGGAUUCGGAUAUGGGACUAUCGAGUCAACCGAUUCAAGCUUCUCAGUUAUCUGCGGGAAAGACUCAAAAAAAGAUAUCAUCCUUCUUCUCCUGAAUGCUUCUUGCAUUUAUUUUGACCUUUUCUGUGUGAAAAGUCUCAAGGAUAUUGAAUCAAUAUCUUCACCUUUUUUAUCUAGACCAUGCAUUAAAUAUAUUUAUGCAGGGAAUAUAACAUAAAAUGUUGCUAUA